AUGUUACAAUCGGAGUCUUUAGACCUGGCGAGGAGAUAUUGGACGUACGGCAAUGACGGAUCCAGAUACGCGUUCUUUGCAUUUCUGGCCGCUAUAAUUGUCAUCUUUCUUAUCUUCACUUGUAUGCUUAAUGUCCGCAGAAUUAGACGGGGAAGAACACCCAUAAUCUCGCAAUACCUGGCACCGCCAAGCUACUACCAGGCGCAGCAUCAAAAUCCGGACGGCAACAGUGUGCCGUUGCCGGCCUACACGGAACAGCCAAACCCUAACCAGGAUAUCGGAUACUACGACAAUAACGGAAACUUCAUUCCUUACUCGAAAGCGAAUGGGACCGGCGGACCCAGCGGACCCAGCGCAGUGAAUGGAGACAAUCAGACGGCUCCAAACCCGUUCGACCAGCAAGCAACAGGCCAGACCAGCUCGCCAUAUGCCCAGACUCCCGCCACCGAGCCAAUAAGCUCGCCGCAGCAGGCGUACUCUCGCCCAACCGAUACCGAGACAUAUCCCACGUAUACUUCGCAUUCUUCCAGCGCGAAUGCCCCAGCAAACUAUGCUCCUCCGCCAGGGCCACCUCCGACUCAUAAAAAGGACUACUAG
Messenger RNA from Ogataea angusta, 597 nucleotides. RefSeq lists its product as uncharacterized. Gene Ontology annotation, biological process: vesicle-mediated transport. The record is from RefSeq and is a predicted model, not a curated record. The coding region runs from base 1 to 597 and encodes 198 amino acids. Lineage: Eukaryota; Fungi; Ascomycota; Pichiomycetes; Pichiales; Pichiaceae. The transcript has a single exon. Gene Ontology annotation, cellular component: intracellular membrane-bounded organelle.